UUCCCAACAUAUUCCUAUAGAUUCCCUCUUGAUCUCAUCCUUUUCUAUAACGACAAAAUAUCCCGAGAUCAAAAUGUGCUGUGACUCCAGCAGAGGACUGGCAGGUGCCCACAGGCUGGUGGCGCAUUACUGUGCUGCGAUGGGUGUUUUUCACGCGUCACCAGUGGGCGCUUCUUCUUCCUGCGUACAAAGAGAUGGGAGCCCGGGGAUGCGCACAAUGUGAGUCUCUCCUCUCAGCUCAGAGGCACCGCUGUCCUCUCUCUCUCUCCAUCUCUCUCGCUCUCUCUGCUUCUUGGCAACAUCUCGUGGAGUGUAAUCCGAGGAGGUCGAGGAGCGUAUAGCCUACACAUCCAGCAGAACAGCCAGCAAAACUCACUGAUUGUGGAAUAAACCGAGGCUUCUUUUGCUCUUAGCAGUCCCAUCCAUCCAGAAAGGACUGAGAGACGCACAAAUUAAGUGCAGAGCGCAAAAAAAACACUGCUGGAGACACAGAGCAACCUCUUCUUCUUCUUUUGGCUUUGUGAGAGGACAAGAGUUGCUGUGAGAAAUGUUAUCCGCUCACUAGAGCAGCAGAGAAACACAUCUAACAGGACACUGGAAUUACAAUCACAGCAGUUUAAUGAAGAGGAAAAAGAUUGCAUCCUAGAAGAAAUUAAAAUUCUUGUAUUCAAGGGAGAGCGUUCACAAGCAACUGGAUGAGAGUCUUAUUAGCCCUCGGCAACUAAAGAUGAUGUUACCAUGGAAACAAAUUGUUCUGCUAUCAAUCACUGGAUGCCUUGCAGCCUGUACAGAGGAUGUCAUGUUUCAAGGGCCAAGAUGGAGGACGGAGCCGAGUGACCUCAUUUUACCGAUCAACUCCCCAGACCAGCAGGCUACCAUCACGUGCGAGGCGGAAGGGAGCCCUCCUCCGCAGUACAGAUGGUCACUAAACGGAACACUCAUUGAUCUGGGGAAUGACUACCGGCGUCACAUGUCUGGGGGCAGCCUGAUCAUUAGCAACCUGGACAAGGACCAAGACACCGGGGCGUACCAGUGCACGGCCUUCAACGCGUGGGGGUCCAUCGUCAGCCGCAGAGCCAGCCUGCAAUUUGCAUAUCUUGAUAACUUCAAAACUCAGACGGUGAGGAGCGCUGUCAACGUCCGCGAGGGCCAGGGAGUGGUUCUGUUAUGUGGACCACCUGCAUAUUCUGGAGAGCUGACGUUUGCGUGGAUCUUCAAUGAAUACCCAAACUUUGUCCAACAAGACAGUCGUCGAUUCAUCUCUCAGGAGACCGGGAGUCUGUACAUCGCAAAAGUGGAGCCCUCAGAUGUUGGCAACUACACCUGCGUGGUUAACAACACUGUGACGAGAGAGAAGGUGCUCAGCUCUCCCACACCGCUGGUCCUCAGAAGUGACGGAGUAAUGGGUGAAUAUGAACCAAAAAUAGAAGUUCAUUUCCCUGAUUCAGUUCCAGCUGCGAAGGAAUCGGUGGUGAAACUGGAAUGCUUCGCUCUGGGAAACCCCGUCCCAGAAAUAACCUGGAGGAGAACCAGCGGCGUCCCUUUCCCCAGCAAAGUGAAAAUGAAGAAUUCAAACGCCGUCCUUGAAAUCCCUAAUUUGCAGCAGGAAGACGCCGGGACGUACGAAUGCGUGGCGGAGAAUCGGCGAGGCAAAAAUGCUGCACGGGGUCGUAUUUCAUUCCAUGCUAAACCUCACUGGCUCCAGACAAUGACCGACACAGCUCUGUCCAUCGAGGAGAACCUCUUGUGGGAGUGUAAGGCCAACGGAAAGCCUAAACCGUCCUACAGCUGGCUGAAGAAUGGGGAGCAAGUGUCGGCUGAGGGCCGGGUACAAAUCGAAAAUGGGGCCCUCUCCAUAGCCGCUGUAAACCUGUCAGAUUCCGGGAUGUAUCAGUGUGUGGCUGAAAACAAACAUGGCAUUAUUUAUUCCGGUGCCCAACUAAUGGUGUUAGCUUCACCUCCCAGUUUCUCCAAAAGUCCAUUAAGGGCCUUGCUAAAAGCUCGCUCAGGCAGCGAAGUCACUCUUGAAUGCAAGCCCCAGGCCUCGCCCCCAGCAAUUAGCCUGUGGAAGAAAGGGAAUGAGAUCCUGCAGAGAACCGAAAGGAUUACUUUGCUACCCAACGGAACAUUAAAGAUCGCCAAUGUGACCAGACGGGAUGCAGGCAGCUACACGUGCGUCGCUAAGAACCAGUUUGGGACAUCGAGCACAACCGGGAGGCUGCUCAUCACCGAGCCCACCAGGAUCACCAUGAGGCCUACUAACAUGGAGAUUAUUGUUGGCGAGAGCAUCGUGUUACCCUGCCAGAUUGCCUGCGAUCCAGCUCUGGAUGUUUCUUUCUCGUGGGCAUUCAACGGCCAGCUCAUCGACUUCCAGCGAGACAGCGAUCAUUUCGAAAGAGUGGGCGGGACUAUAUCGGGGGAUCUGAUGAUUCGUAACAUCCAGCUGAACCACGGAGGGAAAUACGUCUGCGUUAUUGACACCGAUGUCGAGAGCCUGUCCACCUCUGCCAUCUUGGUUGUCAAAGGUCCGCCUGGUCCUCCGGACAAGGUGGCGGUGGAGGAGAUCACAGACAGCACGGCACAGCUUUCCUGGACUCCCGGAAGGGACAACGGCAGCCCCAUCACCGGCUACAUCAUCCAGGCCCGGACGCCGUUCACCGUGGGCUGGCAGGCUGUGGACACAGUGCCGGAGGUGGUCAACGGUAACAUGCUGACAGCUACGGUGGUCGGUCUGAACGCCUGGGUGGAGUACGAGUUCAGGGUGGUGGCCCGCAAUGCCGUAGGCCUGGGAGAGCCCAGUCCGGCCUCGGCCAAGACCAGGACAGAGGAUGCCAUUCCUGAUACAGCUCCCACUGAUGUCGGAGGAGGAGGCGGCACAAAGUCUGAAUUAGUGAUAACAUGGGAGCCUGUUCCCGAGGAACUGCAGAACGGAGAGGGCUUCGGCUACAUCAUCGCCUUCAGGCCCCUGGGCACGGGCACGUGGACGCGAGCGGUCAUCUCCACACCUGGCGUGGCGCGCUACGUCUUCCGCAACGACACCAUCCCGCCCUUCUCGCCGUUUGAUGUGAAAGUGGGGGCGUACAACAACCGAGGGGAGGGGCCCUUCAGCUCCAUCGGCACCGUGUAUUCGGCAGAGGAAGUCCCCAGCGUGGCUCCUAAGAGGGUUAGGACUAGAAGUGUGUCUGCAGUGCAAAUUGAAGUGAUCUGGGAAGCUCUCCCUGCCAUCUCUGAGAGAGUGCUUGGAUACGAGGUCAUGUACUGGGAAGACGACACCAAGCCUGACACUGUUGGCAAAGUGCGCAUAUCUGGGAACUACACGCUGGUUAACAUCACGGGGCUGAAAGCGAACACAGUCUACUACCUCUGUGUGGCCGCAUUCAACACGGCUGGCCCCGGGCCACAGUCGGCGCCCAUCAACGCCACCACAAAGAAACCACCUCCCGAUCGGGCUCCGCUCAACAUACAAUGGACCAUGAUUGGCUCCACGCUCACGAUGCACUGGGAUCCCGUAGUAGCUAUGGAGACCGAGUCAAAGGUCACUGGGUAUUUGGUGCUGCUGAAGAGACAUCGAUACAAUGACAUCAACGCUAUCUCGACCAACAAAACCACCGUGGAGCUCAGCCUAUCCGCCAAUGACAACUAUCUCAUCCAGAUCAAGGCCAUGAGUGAGGGCGGCGAAGGUGUGGGCAGUGAACCCAUCCACAUCCAUAAAUUAAGCAUGGGAGCGCGGGGCUCCGGAGCGAUCCGCCUCGGCCCGUCGUACCUCUCUGCAGUCCUCAUCAGCGGCCUGCUCUGCUCCGCCUGGUGAUGUCUAAUCGGAGCCUACAGAGCGCCCUGCCCUCCCCCUCCACCCCCUUCAGUCGGCCUGUCCACUGGACUGGCACAAGGCCCGGGCUUCAGUGGCAGGACUGGGAAAGACUGGAAAGGACUGGACUCCGCCGAACUCUUAAAGGGACCACGCCACUUUCUUUUAAAAAAGGGCCAUCAGAUAGAGAUGAUUUGCGUGCAUGAUAUCUUUCAGUAUUUCUUCCAGCGUCAUAAGUGCCACCGUGCUCUAGGUUUCAUUUUUAGAAGUUAUGAUGUCUACAUGACUUAUCUUCUUAGUGUCUUUGGAGAUACUAAUGCCUUAAAACCCAUUUUACACAUACAGUCCAUACCAAAGUAGGUGACAGGCUGCUUGCUUUAUGGUUUCUUUAACCCCCUCUAUAACUUCUCAAUGGGUGAUUAACCGAUAUUCAUUGGUUUCAUCCACAUUUUACUCUCUGAAAAAACCUUAAACUAAACCAGUCCCAUUGACAGAACAUCAACUAAUAUCCUUAUCACAUUUUUUGCAGCUUUUGCCAAAAGAAACAUCCAUUGCAGGCUUAAAAUUUUCACCAGGCUUUGACAGAUAUAUGAAAGAUGCAUAGCAAAUUGAUCAACUGUGCCUCAAACCCACUUAUCUCUGCAUAUUGAAAUAAUAUUAGCUCUGUUGGAGAGCUACAGUCUCCUGAGCUUGAAGCCCCCCCCUCCUCCACAAUACUCACAUAGAUAGAUCUUGGCAUUUUGCCAUCUCUUGCUCCUCUAAAUAAUAAAUGCCUAUCACACUCCGCGUUCUCAGUCUGGCUCAAAAAGCCGGGAUUGCAGAAGAUAGAGACGCGUGGUGUCAGAUCCCAUGCGUGCUGUUCCUCCUCUACAUUUAGACGACCUGUGUUCUAGAUACGUAUAUCAUAUCACGGAACAUGUUACCAUCUAUACACUCCAGAUGACCAGCUGGCCCAGUGCACAAUGGACUGCAGGAUAACAGUGCCUUCACUAGAGCUCACUCUGAUUUUUCUUCUUUUUUUUUCCUUUUCAAAUAGCUUAAGGGAAAGAUUCAUGUUGCAGAAGAAGAGGCUUUGUUUGCUUUUCUUUCCGAAGACGUUCGUUAGGAAGGACAGGAAACUCAGAAUGUAGAGGGAGCCCAUUAUUGGAAAAGGGUGUGUUGAUUAAUUUUUCAUUGAGACACCGGGUUUACCUAAGACAAAAAAGGGUUGGAAGCUUUAGGAAAAGCCGCAAUGGAUUUGAGGUAUAAUUUUGGUCCCAGUAUUUAUGGUCCGUGGUAUAAUAAAUGUAUGACUCCAUCCGAAGCAUAAUUUAUGGGCUAUUAAGGCAUCAGAAUAAUUGAUGCCAAUACUGCGGUGAAAGUGCCCUGACUGGAAAUGGAGCGAAAGGCACGGCUGUCAUUUCCCCCCCCACCCCACCCCCCAAAACCCCAUCACCGCCUAUUGGACACACACCAGACUGAACAGCAACAAAAGAGCAUCUGCUGAGGGAGCAACUUUUCACGCCCUUUUAUGAUGUGGAUGAGUCUGUCAAAAGCCACCCAAGAAAGAGCCGAGGUACGAUUACCGGGGUCUUGACAAUGUUCACGUGGACGUGGAAGGAUACAGUCAACUGAACUGCUACACAUUACUGUGCCUUUGCCGAACAUGGGGCUGUGUACGGUCAUUAGCUCGGAGGCUGUCGUCGUCUUCGUCGUCUGUAUUUUGCACUCUCUUCUGCCCCCCACCACCACUUCCCCAAAGUCGAAUGAAAGCACAAGGAAUUGAUGCAAGGUGACUGGAUGUCCUCACUUAGCCGUCUGAACAGGUGUGCAGUCCCCAGAGGCCUCGUAAAAAAAGUCCAAACGGCCGACAUAAUCAGGCUGUCCUAUCUGCUCCUUUACUGGUUUCAUAAAGCUCUGUGCUCUUUGAUUAGACUGCUGCAGACCAGUCAAUGGGAUAUUGAUUUUCUUGCCCCAUUAUUACAGCUGUCACAAUUCAGCUGCUUGAUUGACUUAUGGCCGCGUUCUUAUCACACUUUUUGUGUUACAGGCAAUGAUGCUUCAGAACUACUUAACUCCCCAUCAGACAACUUCAAAGGCAUUCUUUUUCUCUGUUGUGUUUUGCUUUGUUUUUACUAGAAAUCUCACUGUAUUUGCUUAAUUUCUUUUUCACAGAUUUACGAGUAUUUUGUUGUGUAGUGGUUGAUUUUGUGAUUUUGCAUUGGAGCAGUGAGCUGAAAUUGAUUGGCUGGUUGAUUCUUUUGAGUUACACGUCAAAGUGCUACUGUGGAUUUCUUUUUCUGACAACAUAAAAGCCCAGUCACACCAGCAUUUAAAACAGUAGUCUAAAAUUCCGUGGCGAAAAUCAUUUCAAUGGGGUGAAGUAAAUCUGUGUAAAUUUAAACUUUGGUGAACUUUUUUUGUGCCGUUAACUUUUAUCAAACUGCCUUGACAAACUGGAUAAUCCAAAUUGGUGAAAGCUAGCUUAUCAGCUGUGUUGCAUUAACCCGUUCUCAUUCCCAAUUAGUCACAUAUGGACGCUUGGUCAGGACCCUUUGGCGUCAUUUAGGUUUAGGCAACAAAAUACUUAGUCAGGUUUAGUAAAACUAAACUGGUUCUUGACCUUUUCGAGUCACGACCACCCAGAAUAAUCAGGUUGCCGUUCGCGACCCUACACGCCUCCCCCUGCUGAUUUUGAGUGAUUAUUGUGAAUACUCUGAUUAAUAAAUGUAGGCUAAAUAAAUAAUGCUUUGUUUAGUUUUGUUUUGUUUGGUUUGAACAGCUAGCACCUAGGCGUUGUCCAAUGUGCUCCAGGCACUGUGGAUUUUACACUACUCUCUACACUCCAUACAAUCUGAGGCAGAUUAUAUCACUGGUACAGGCGAUGUCAUGUAAAAAACAUUACCCAGUCUAAAAUAUGUUUUUUUAUUUAUUUGUUAGUUUAAUUUUUUUCUCAACAAUCAUCUGGCAACCCCCAAAAUUAUCUUAACCUACCCCGAGGUUGAGAACCACUGUAGUAAAAGACCCUGGUUUGGGUUAAAAUUACGCAAUUUUGGUAAAUUACAUAGCCUACGUUACAUGACGUAAAUUAAGAACGUUACGUAACGUAGCCUACUUACGCAACUUAAAAUAAGUCAACGUUAACUUUUGGUGUCCUGGGUGAAAGCCCUGUGUUUGUUUGACCCAUCCAUCGCCCCCGUUUGCCACCGCUCUCUGGUUUGUUGUUCGUUAUACUACGCCGUCAUGGACGGCUGGAGCAGUUGCUCUGAGCGUCAGAUAUUGCCGCGGAUGGGUUUACAGCCCGGUGGGUCUCAUACAGACGCUAACGGGUGAUUUGUGCGUCGGUAUCAGACAUUGAGGGCUGUGAAAACGUCCGUAUUUGACGCCCUGGGAAUGAGACUGGACUGGCACUAACCACUUUCAUUUAACCCUCCUCUGUCGGAGUACAAUCUGCUCCACAAAGAAGUUUUUAGACAAGUAAUGAGAGGUUUUGAUGGAACAAAUAUGUCUAUGGAAUAAACUGUGUGAACUAAAUGUCCUGUUAUUUACCAAGCUAAUGAGCAACAGUGCUAGCAAGCUAGCUAGCUUAGGGAGUUUUUUAUUUUUUUAUUUUUUAAAGAUGGAGAACAAAGAACUAAAAGACUGACUAGCACUAGCAUGUUCCUGGCUCUCUAUCACGUUUAGCCGUUAGCUUGACAACUACAGUAGUUCACCAACUAGCCCUGGGAGUAUUCACUAUGUCACCAAGCCUCUAGCGAUGCCCUUUUCACAAAGACGUGAGAUGAAUAUCGCUGUGCCGCUUUCUGGUGUGACCGGGCCUCAAAGCAGCUUGUGUGUCCAAAUACUUGAUCCAAGUGUUGUUAAUAUUUCCGUUAAUAUCCAAAUAACUUAACCUCAUCGCAAGAUGGCAGACUCCUAGGUUAUUCAUUUACAGUGUUUAAAAGUGUGGCAGUUUUCUCUGAGCUUUCUUAAUUUUUGACAUAGUUGUAAUUCAGCCUGAUGUUUCUUACCUCUGCUCAUGUUCUCAUAAGAAAACAAAACUAUUGUUUCUGGCCUUGUGCUUUAAUAAAUACUACAAAGUACAAUCUAAUGGAAGUGAAGGAAGUGAUCAGAGGCGUCGGCUGGAAUGGUUGAAGUGUACUGAUCACAGACACAACAACAUAUCUAUUUAUAUCCGCAAGGUCUGUUUGGUUAGAUUGGUUUCUGUGGUUGUUGUUGCUAAUGAGGAGUGUACCUGGUGCAGUGUAAAUAGCUUGCAUAUAUUUUUUAAACAUGGCCAUCAAAGACAACCUUACUGCUUUUAUAUAGUGUGUUCUCCGACCUUAAUACUGGUGUAUUAAUCAAUGAUCUCUGUGAGAUACUGACAUGUAGAAUGGCAUUUUCAUAUUGAAAAGUAACUGUUUUGUCUUGUAUACUAAAAUUGUGCAUGUUAAUCAUUGUUUGUGAAUUUGUGUUGGAUUUUUUUCUAAAACUAUAACUUAAUAAAAAUGUUUAUUCCAGCCA
Messenger RNA from Sebastes umbrosus (honeycomb rockfish), 8287 nucleotides. RefSeq names its product contactin 3b (gene cntn3b). The transcript is spliced from 23 exons. Gene Ontology annotation, molecular function: protein binding. The coding region runs from base 728 to 3808 and encodes 1026 amino acids. The record is from RefSeq and is a predicted model, not a curated record. Lineage: Eukaryota; Metazoa; Chordata; Actinopteri; Perciformes; Sebastidae.